CGUGGGUCCUUCUGUUUCUCGUCCGACAACUCAGUGAGUCCUCACGCCGAGCACCCCCUUCGACAUCGACAGCGACGGCACAGGACAUAAGCGGCGAUGGACAGGGCGCACAUUGGGCGACCGCAGCGGCGGUGUCGCGGCGCAUAUCCCCCUCCCCAUCGACAAAUCUUCGGCAUCCUUCCAGCGACCACUCCGCUGCAGCAUUCGACGGCGCUUGGCAAAUACAUGCGCCAGACGAACUUUCGGCGACUGCGCCUGCAUCCUGUCCAUCCGCGAAGCCUGUCUGCCCCGCUGUCCUUGUCCUGGAGGUGCUCCGGCACUUGUCACACGUUUUAGUACUAACGACAGAAAUGGGUAUCUCUCGUGACUCCCGCCACAAGCGCAGUGCAUCCGGCGCUCGCCGCGCCCACUACCGCAAGAAGCGCAAGUUCGAGCUCGGCCGUCAGUCGGCCAUGACCAAGCUCGACACUUCGAAGCGUAUCCACACUGUGCGCACCCGUGGCGGCAACACCAAGUACCGCGCCCUCCGUCUGGACUCGGGCAACUUUGCUUGGGGCUCCGAGGCCAUCACCCGCAAGACGCGUCUGAUUGCUGUUCGUUACAACACGACCAACAACGAGCUCCUGCGUACCCAGACCCUCGUCAAGUCGGCCGUCGUCGAGGUUGACGCCACCCCCUUCCGCCAGUGGUACGAGGCCCACUACGCCCAGCCGGUCGUCCCCGCCAAGGCCGGUGCCGCCGCCCCCGAGGAGGAGACUAAGAAGUCGAACCACGUCCAGCGCAUCGUUGCCGAGCGCAAGAAGGACGCCAAGAUCGACCCCCACCUCUCCCAGCAGUUCCGUGCCGGCCGUCUCCUCGCCGUCAUCACCUCGCGCCCCGGCCAGUCCGGCCGCGCCGACGGCUACAUCCUUGAGGGCAAGGAGCUCGACUUCUACCUCAAGAAGCUCCAGACCCGCAAGCAGAAGCACGCCGCCUAAGCGGUAGUGUGAGGGGACGCUUGUACGAGAGAUGGAUUCAUGCUCAUAAAACGCAUGUUCGCGAGGGCGGCGGAGAUGCGACCACAUCAGAUUUAGUUGGCCGGGGGUGCAGUGGGGAGUGUUUGCAGUCAGGUGUGCGGGGAGGUGCAGGUGCAGGUGCGGCGCCACGGUUGAGGUUGUGCCUGGGUGGCCGUGAGAGGAUUCGGUCGUGCAACAGCAGGCCUGACGUCUUACGAUUUUCUAUACUGAGGCGGCUCACUUGUGAACAUGAGGGGCGCAGAGACCAGAGCAACGCGCUUCUCUGUCUGCCAUGUGUCCCUACGCCCUCACAUCUCCGGCGGCGACGAGGUUGAGGGGCGCGGUUCACUCCGUGGGAGACUUGGGUGUGACAGCUACGUGGGUCGACGUAAUUGCCAGUCAAUUCUGGUUUAUUUUGAAUGUGGCGGAGAGAC
Cutaneotrichosporon oleaginosum is the source of this 1429-nucleotide messenger RNA. Its product is annotated as 40S ribosomal protein eS8. NCBI's taxonomy places the organism in Eukaryota, Fungi, Basidiomycota, Tremellomycetes, Trichosporonales, Trichosporonaceae. Gene Ontology annotation, cellular component: cytosolic small ribosomal subunit; ribosome. The record is from RefSeq and is a predicted model, not a curated record. Gene Ontology annotation, molecular function: structural constituent of ribosome. Gene Ontology annotation, biological process: maturation of SSU-rRNA from tricistronic rRNA transcript (SSU-rRNA, 5.8S rRNA, LSU-rRNA); translation.